AUGUACUCUCAACCAGGGCCGACUGCCGUUUCAAUCUCGUCCAAGGCUCAUCAGCACCCCCAGCGCAACUCGAGCCUUGAUGGAAGAACAUUUCAUCUAGACCCAUUAACCACUGCGCCAUACUGCGGCAAAUGCCUUCAGAUCACGGAGAAGAUGUUACUAUCAAAAAAGGCCAUUCCUUUUCCCAUAUCAUAUUCUGCGUCCCCGUUCGGCCAUCCGCUUUUCACGGCACUCCCCGUCCUGCCAUCGGCUUUUCACGACCCGUACGGUGACCAAACAAGGAAGCGGAAGAUGAGGGAGGCCAUUGACAUCGUUAGGGAUACAAAUCUAAUGAACAGGAGAUUGGAGGAAGGUGUAGCAAGACCAGCAAAAAGGAGACGCCUGGAUCAAGGAUCUAUCGCCAGCCUGAGAAAAAGUGAUCGCGAUGAAGAAAGUGGAGGGGGGGGGGCAAGGGUUUUCGGCAAUAAAGCGAAGACGUCGUCAGUACAUGAUGUCCGUUUCGAAUAA
Protopolystoma xenopodis is the source of this 507-nucleotide messenger RNA. The record is from the annotation of a GenBank genome assembly. NCBI's taxonomy places the organism in Eukaryota, Metazoa, Platyhelminthes, Monogenea, Polystomatidea, Polystomatidae.